Messenger RNA from Serpula lacrymans var. lacrymans S7.9, 1356 nucleotides. RefSeq lists its product as uncharacterized. The transcript is spliced from 10 exons. Gene Ontology annotation, biological process: transmembrane transport. Lineage: Eukaryota; Fungi; Basidiomycota; Agaricomycetes; Boletales; Serpulaceae. Gene Ontology annotation, cellular component: membrane. Gene Ontology annotation, molecular function: transmembrane transporter activity. The annotation marks the transcript as partial. The record is from RefSeq and is a predicted model, not a curated record.
GAGGAGAGAGACGUCAUCGAACGGACUCUCCUUCGCAAGCUAGACGCUCGAAUGUCUAUCCUGAUACUUAUUUAUAUAUUGAACUAUAUUGACCGUAAUAAUGCAGCUGCUGCUAGGUUACGUGGCUUUGAGGAAGACCUUGGUUUGAAAGGGCAGGAAUUCAACACCAUUUUGAGCAUUCUAUAUGUGGGCUACAUCAUCAUGCAAGUUCCAUCCAAUAUGCUAUUAGAUUAUAUUGGGAAGCCAUCAAUCUAUUUACCAGCUUGCAUGGUUGUAUGGGGGUUUAUAUCGAUAAUGACAGGUUAUUUUACUGGUGCUUUGCUAACCCGUUUCUUCCUCGGAUUUGUUGAGGCUGCUUUUUUCCCUGGGGCGUUGUUUCUCUUGUCCAAGUGGUAUAAACGAAGAGAGCUUGGUCAGAGAAUGGCAUAUCUAUCCUGUGGUAUUCUUCUAAGUAACGCGUUUGGGUCAUUACUGGCUUCUGCUAUUCUUGAUGGUAUGGAUGGGCGUCUUGGCCGUGCAGCUUGGAGAUGGCUUUUCUACAUCGAAGGCUCUCUUACUGUCUUCGUCGCGAUAUGUGCCAUCUUCAUUUUGCCUGAUUUCCCUUCGAUGUCUCAUAGCUGGCUCACCCCUGCCGAACAUGCACUCGCAAAACAGAGGAUGGAGGAAGAUGCUGGCACUACCAUAGAGUCAGUGAUUGCAUUGGAUAAAUCUCGGGAAAACCCCAUAAUACUAGCUCUCACCGAUUGGAAAGUUUGGUGGAUGGCCAUAGCGCUGACUAGCAUGGUUGUGUCCUUAUCCUUCAACGCAUUUUUUCCAACUUUGAGUGCAACAUUGGGAUUUAGUCCAACGGUCACUCUGCUGUUGUGUGCCCCACCGUGGUUGUUUGCUACAUUCGAGGCAUUCGUAAUAUCCAGGCAUUCCGAUGCAUCUGGGAAGCGUUUCAUGUAUAUUACGCUUUCCUUGCUCCUUGGCAUCCUCGGUUUCCUGAUCGCCAUGUCUACUAUGAAUAUAGUCGCUCGUUAUAUUUCUUUGUUUCUAAUGGCUCAGUCGUAUACUGGCUUCAUCGUGUUUUUUGCAUGGGUCAGUAAUACGAUUCACAGCCCGUCUUCGAAACGUGCGGUGUCGCUUGCUUUCAUAAACGCCGUGUCUUCUCUAGGAAAUGUUGCAGGAUCAUAUGUCUGGCCGAUAUGGUGGGGUCCUUCGUACAGGUAUUCGUGUGCCAUCUGCAUAGUUGGGAACGGCCUGUGUAUAAUCAUGUCUUUGGCUUUGAAACGACAUCUGGAACAACUAAAUAGAAAAGCGGAGGAAGAGGAGGAUGCAUCAGGGCAGCCCAAAGGUUUCAGAUACUUACUUUAA